GGGACACCAACAUCUCUCAAAUUCAAGAAGAUGACAAUGGAGAUUAUUUUGUGGAAGGAAAAUUCACAAGUCCAGGAGUUUGUAAACUAGAUGUGAGUGCUGAUGAUGAACCAAUUAACCAAUCACCAAUGACAAUCAAAGUAGAAGAGGGAAGAUUAGUAAAUACUAUUCAAAUAAAUGCAACAAGUAUUAUAGAUGUAGUUAAGUGUAAAGAUGACUCCUUACUGGUUUCAUGUCUGACAAAUGAAAUGCUCAAGUACAAGCAAUCAGGAGAAUAUAUUGGUAAGGUUACACUACCACAAGGUGUGAAAGUUGACAGAAUGUACAAAAUGAAGAAUGGUAACAUAGCAUUCAGUGAUUUCAAUUAUAAACCUAUCAGAAUAUGCAAUAUGAAUGGUCAGCUGAUUAAAACAAUUAGUGAGGAAGUACAGAAUACACCACGGAGCAUUCAUGUGGAUGAGACAUCAAAUGUUUUGUAUGCAGCAAGUGGUUGGUCCAAUAGCUGUGUGUACAUGUUUGACAUGAAUAAUGGCAAGACCAUCAAAACAAUAGGCUUACAAGGUACAAAAGAAGGUCAAAUGAGUUAUGUCACUGAUGUUACUCUUACUAACCAAGGACACCUUCUUGUAUUGGAGUAUAGCAACAGUAGAUUACAAUUAUUUAAUAAUGAGGGAAGGUUUAUAAAAGUCCUUGUUGAAGCAGGUGAUGAGGAUGGUAAGGUAAAUUCUCCAAGUGCAAUAGUAGUUGAUGAGGAUGACAACAUCAUUAUAUCAAGUCAACAGAAACUACAGCUAUUCAGUAGUGAUGGAAAUUUCAUAAAAAGAAUUGAUAAACCAGAAGAUAGAAUCAACGAUCCAAGGGGAUUAUCCAUCAUUUCAUAUCAUCCAAGGAGACUUGCAGUAGCAAAUCGUGGUGACAAAACAGUAAAAAUAUUCAAUUAUUAA
Molecule: messenger RNA, 944 nt
Organism: Anneissia japonica
Lineage: Eukaryota; Metazoa; Echinodermata; Crinoidea; Comatulida; Comatulidae
Product: tripartite motif-containing protein 2-like
Exons: 1
Biological process (GO): proteasome-mediated ubiquitin-dependent protein catabolic process; negative regulation of translation; protein polyubiquitination
Molecular function (GO): protein binding; translation repressor activity; ubiquitin protein ligase activity
Source: RefSeq, a predicted model, not a curated record